Messenger RNA from Aspergillus sclerotioniger CBS 115572, 792 nucleotides. RefSeq lists its product as uncharacterized. The record is from RefSeq and is a predicted model, not a curated record. NCBI's taxonomy places the organism in Eukaryota, Fungi, Ascomycota, Eurotiomycetes, Eurotiales, Aspergillaceae. Bases 133 to 561 code for a protein of 142 amino acids. The transcript has 3 exons.
CCUCACUUCACCCCAUCUUUCAUCCAUUCACCCAUUCCACCAUAAUCAACUCAAUACAACCAACCAACCAACAUUCACCCAAUUCUAGAAAAAUAACAUAGAAAGAAAGAAAGAAAGAUACACAGAGAGAAAAUGACCUACCAAAUCACCUCCUCCCCCACUCUCUCCCCACCCACCAGCGCCGCCAUGAUCUCCUUCAUGGAAAACUUCUACCGCAUUAGCGAUGCCGAAUCCCAGCAUGAUCAGUACGUGAGUAACUUCACGGACGAUGCCACAUUGAUUAUGGGGUCGAAGGUUGCGAGGGGCGUUGAUGAAAUCCUCCCUCUCCGCCACUCCCUCUGGACGCACGUACACAGCCGAAAACACACCCCCGAGAGAAUCUACUUCGGCGGGGAAAGAGAACUCAUGCUGUACGGGACAGUCAAGUAUGUGUUGAGGUCGGAUUUGGAGAAUGAAAUUGAAGUACCCUGGGCUGGGAGGGUGGUGUUUGAUGAGAAGGUGGAGAAGAUGAGGUUUUAUCAGGUUUAUUUGGAUCCGUCCGCGCAGUCGGGGAAGAAAUAGAUGGUUUGUUUCAUUGUUCAUCAUUUUCGAGAUUGGGGUUGGGGUUGGGGUUGCUGGAAGUGAAUGGGUAAAUGGGGAGUACUAGGGACUUAGGGUUUGGGGGUGGGAUGUGAUAUGAUAUGGUAGGAUGGAUGGGGAUUGUAUAUAGGUUGGGUUGGGAGAGCUUGGUUUAUAUAUGGGUUUAGGCUGAACGUGGGGUAGGUUUCCCAUGUAUUGCUGGGUAUACUUAUG